CUGAUCGAAAAGGCUAUAUUACAAUCUCGUUCAAAAAAACUUGUUAGGAAACAUGGCUCUAACUGGCAAACUCGAAGCUGAUGUAGAGCUCAAGGCCCCUGCAGAUAAGUUCUUCAACAUCAUCAGAAGUGAAACUCAUCAAAUCCCAAAUGCUGCAUCCGAUAAAGUACACAACGUUGAAGUGCAUGAGGGUGAUUGGGAAGCUGAUGGCUCUGUCAAGCUCUGGAAAUAUACUGUUGAGGGAAAAGACGAGAUUUUUAAGGAAAAGAUUACGGUGGACGAGGCAAACAAAUCUGUAACUUUAGUUGCCUUGGAAGCACAUGUUAUGGAAGAAUUUAAGAGUUACAAGAUUGUUUUUGGCGUUACACCUAUGAGUGAUCAAAGCAGCGUGGUGAAAAUUACUCUGGACUAUGAGAAACUUAACGAGAAUAUCCCUGAUCCAAAUCAGUACCUGCAGUUUCUGAUGAAUGUCAUCAAAGACAUUGACGCACACCUUCUCAAGGCAUAAAUGAAGUUGAAGGAAAUAUAUCUUUUCUUCUUGUCUGGUGCAUCUGUUAAUUAAUGUUAAAGAAGUUGAUGUCUG
Molecule: messenger RNA, 583 nt
Organism: Theobroma cacao (cacao)
Lineage: Eukaryota; Viridiplantae; Streptophyta; Magnoliopsida; Malvales; Malvaceae
Product: MLP-like protein 328
Biological process (GO): defense response
Source: RefSeq, a predicted model, not a curated record